Wallemia mellicola CBS 633.66 is the source of this 3909-nucleotide messenger RNA. RefSeq names its product putative MFS drug transporter. The record is from RefSeq and is a predicted model, not a curated record. Gene Ontology annotation, biological process: transmembrane transport. Gene Ontology annotation, molecular function: transmembrane transporter activity. Lineage: Eukaryota; Fungi; Basidiomycota; Wallemiomycetes; Wallemiales; Wallemiaceae. The transcript has 5 exons. The coding region runs from base 2032 to 3774 and encodes 580 amino acids.
AAGUGGUGAAAAUAUGUAUGAAAAAAGAUAGUAAGAGUAUAUAAAGUUCCAAAUGAGAGUGGUGAUAUCCUAUGUAUUUCGUCUAGCUCCUGGCAAUAGAUUGUCUCGCUUUACGGAUAAAUUGAGAGAAACGUUUAGAAGAUGAAAGUUUUCUCUUUGGUACGUUUUCUUGUUCUUUUUGCUCGACAACUAAUGCUGAUUUGGUAGUCAAUUGUGAAGAUGAUGAAGAAUGGCUGUUUUCCAAGGAUCCGAUUGUUCUUUCAAUAGAUUUACCUUCAUCGAUCCAUCUAUUGAUACCACCGCGAAUGGUAUACGAUUCAACGCCAAACUUGCGAAGAAUACUGUUUGCACUCCUGGAUGAACCACCAUGCUCGCAAACCACUAAGAUCUUUUUACCUUCGUAUUCCUGAGCAACCUGACGAAGUUUUUCAUCAAGAAUUGGCCAUUGUCUUGCCAUUUCACUUGCAUUGAGGAAUGGAUUUGGUGCACAAUUUGGAUAUAUAUCCUCUAAAACUGGGAUGUUUAAUGAAGAAGGUAUACGGAACUGAUUAAACAUGUUGCUACUUCUAAGAUCCAGUACUCGAGUCAGAUCUUCUUUGGCUAACACUAUUGCUUCGUCUGGAUGUAAUUCCCAUGCGUCCAAAUAAGGAUAUUUAUCUACGCCUAACAAUUCACUGUUAUGCAUUGGUGCGAAGAAUGAUUCACCGAGUUUCUCUUUGUAUUCGUUGAUGUAGACGUAUGGCAAGUCACAACAAAUGAAAACACAAUUGACGAAACCAUCUUCACUUCUGAGCUUGUCAAGAUCAUUGUUAUUCUUGGCGCGUUCGAGGUAGUUGUAGAGACCUUUCAAGUUCUACAAGACAGUUGUCAGCUUUUAUUAGUUAAAAAGGAGGAUCAACGCACAAAUCCAGAUGAAGGACCAGCCAGUAAGCCAUUCCUGGACAGCCACAAGGACAAUUCGUAAGAAUCCUUGCUACCAACUUCUUCAACUGUAUCAAUGGCACUCCUCCAGUCAUACCAUGUAACGGGCUUUAACAUUGAUAAAGCUCUUGGACCUGGUACUCUAUCACCCGCGGAUGUACAUACGCCGACGUUGAUAAUAUCUGGUUUGCUAGCUGAUAUGACGAAAUUAAGACGAGAUCAAACUAAAUAUCAAGACAACUCACCUUUCAAGGCGUUACCGGUUCCAGUCAUAGUUCCAGAAGUACCCAUUCCUGCACAGAAGAUGUUAAUAUCAGGUUUCUGUUUGAGGAUCUGAGGAGCAGUCCAUCUAACAUGAGCAUUUGGAUUCUCAUCGUUAGCGUAUUGGUCUGGGUUGUAAGAGUACUCUUGCUUUCCUCGGUUGGCGGCGUGGUAAAUCCCACCGUCGACGUCCUCGCUUAGAGGUUGGCUUGGUCCAGGGAAAAAUGUCAACUCCAAGCCGAAGAAGCGCAAUAGGUCAAUCUUGCUAUUUGAAGUUUUAUUUGAUAAGUUGGCAAUCGUUGAGUUAAUCCCCAUUCUAUAAGAGUUUAAUCAUAUGUCAAUUUAUUCUCGAAUCAACUCACUGUCUAGCAAUCACACCUAAAGACAUAAUAGUACUACCGGAGCUGUAUUCAACAAUUUCCUUUGUCAAACCAUCUUUUAUCAUAUUCGUGCUCUUGGCCUUUUCGAGCAUGUUGAACGCCGGGAACGCUUUGACGUUAGAUAGGGGAUGGGCAGAGUGUAAUUUAGCCCAAAUGCGAACUUUAUCAUUUGAGAACUGAUGAUUGGGUAAUUCAACCAGUGGAGUAGGAGGUGUCCUGUCAGGGUGGAGAUAGUUGUAGAUAGCGUCCUGACCGCUAUAGACGUUGUUCUCUUUAUCGACCGACAUUGUUGUUUUCUUUCAAGAGAAGACUUUGGAGUUUAUGCGAUGACCUGGAGGGUCUCGUUUAAUCGAUGGAAGACAAACUUAAUUGAACCCUGAAAUGACUGUGCGGUAACGUCUGAUGGACUGUACCUCAAUCCUCAUAGUUUUAUUAAAACUGUCAUCACACUCGUUCUUUCACCCCGAAUAUGGACAGAGAUCAGAAUAGUAGCGUACAUCAUUCCGAAUCAGAUAACAGCAUCAAGAAGGAUAUAAUAAAUGAGGAUAGCCUAGCUCAUAAACGCACCGAUGCAGAGAAACAAAUAACUGAUCAGACUAAUUACUUGCCAAAGUCUAGAAUAAUUAUGGUUUUCAUCGCAUGCAGCUCGGUUGACUUUCUAGCUCUAAUGGAUCAAACGAAUGUCGCUGUAGCUUUAAACACAAUCGCUAGCUCACUUGGAUCCGGUAGUCAAUCAUCUUGGAUCGCCUCCGCCUACUUUCUGACAUCCACCUCAUUUCAACUUUUAUAUGGAAGAUUCAGUGAUAUAUGCGGAAGGAAAACUAUUCUUAUGAUCGGUUUAUUUAUUUUCUUUGUCUUUACUCUUGGUAGCAGUUUGUCCCAGACUAUGACGCAAUUGAUCGUAUUCAGAGCACUAACCGGUAUGGGUGGUGGUGGAUUAAUGUCACUCUGUCAGGUUAUUGUAUCCGAUGUCGUUAGUCUUAGAGACAGAGGAAAGUAUCAAGGUAUUUUAGGAGCAGUCGUAGCAUUAGCCAAUGGUGUUGGACCCGUAAUCGGUGGUGCGUUUGCAUCAUUCCAAUGGCGUUGGAUUUUCUGGUUGAAUUUGCCAAUUUGCGCCGUCACAUCCGCGAUGGUCUGGUUUAUUAUGCCGUUGAAGAAAGUAGAAGGAAGUUGGAAGGAGAAGCUAUUUAGAAUUGAUUUCUUUGGUGCAUUCCUCACUUUACUUAGUACAACACUUAUCAUUCUAGGUUUAACCUGGGCUGGUUCGGAGUAUCCGUGGGACUCUGCUCAUGUUUUGGGUACAUUGAUUAGUGGAAUUGGUGUUGCAAUAAUCUUUAUUGCCUGGGAGGGUCUUUUCGCUCGUAUUCCAGUUAUGCCCCUUUACAUCUUCCGUUGUCACCGUAUGGUUAAUGGUGCAUGUCUUACACAAUUCAUUAACGGUUAUUUAUUCUUAACACAGACAUACUACCUUCCUAAAUUUUAUCAAUUGGCAUAUGGUUACUCUGGUGUAAAAUCUGGUGCUAUGCUUCUACCAUUAAGUUUAGUACAAACUGCAAGUAGUACUUUGGGUGGAUUACUUGUCACAUGGAUUGGUCGUUAUAGAGAGAUUGUACUCCUUGGUUGGGCAUUAUGGGCUACUGGAAUGGGUUUAUUAUCCACGCUCGACGAUCAUACUGGUGUUGACAAACAAGUCGGUUAUUCGAUUCUUACAGGUUUUGGUGUGGGUUUGACACUCCAAGCGAGCUUGGUUGGUGUACAAGCUGCGGUUGAACGCAAAGAUAUGGCAGUUAUCACUUCGGUUAGAAAUUUUGUCAGAAACCUUGGAGGUACACUCGGCUUGGCAAUUUCUGGAACGACUUUGAAUACCGUUUUUAGAAGCUGGAUGCUUGCAAACGGUCUCUCUGAAUCUUUGAUAAAAACUCUGAUCAAUAAUCCAGAAGAAGGUCGUAAUAAUCUCGAUGAAGAUACCACUGACUUAGUUAUAUCUGGAUAUAGACAGGGAUUUAGGAUAAUAUUCUUAACCUGUGCUGGUUUAGGUGGUCUCUCAUUUAUUUUGGCCUUCCUUCUUAUGCCUCAGAUCUCACUGGACCGUGAUGAUGAUCAAAAAUUGAAAGAUGAAGGUAGAAAGUGGGUUGAAGAAGGCAAGAACAAGAAGAGAAUGAAGAAGGAGGGUAUAAAGGAUGAAAAACUUGAUACAGACACUCAAGGAUGAGAAUCUGGACGAGAAGCAGGAUGCUAAUCGAACAGUAGAAGUUGAUAGUUUGGUUCUAGAGGAACAUAAAAAGGGGGAUGAAGUUUCAAACCCCAAAGUAAAAUAGUUAUAUAUCAUGCAUAUUAUUAUUAGUCG